Messenger RNA from Cucumis sativus (cucumber), 1681 nucleotides. RefSeq lists its product as uncharacterized. Lineage: Eukaryota; Viridiplantae; Streptophyta; Magnoliopsida; Cucurbitales; Cucurbitaceae. The transcript has 7 exons. The record is from RefSeq and is a predicted model, not a curated record. Bases 65 to 1492 code for a protein of 475 amino acids.
UUCAAGUUCCAACCAAAUGGAAAGUUGAAACCAUAAAUCUCCAAAUUGGCUAAAUAUCAAUGCAAUGGCCUCUGUUUCUUCCUCAUGUCUCUCUUCUCUCAACCCCAUCAUCUCUUCUACAAAACAUUCCCUCUUCAUCUCCAGAAUCUCCUCCAACAAACCAUUUCCCUCCAAAUCUUUGAAGUUCUCAUCAUCCCCAAACCCACCAAAUCCUGAAACUCCUCCACCAAAUUCACCUGAAACUGUCUCUGAUGCUGCACCGCCUCCUCUCGACCCUGUCAAGCUCGCAUUCGAGCGAGCCAAGGCCUACAAGAAAUUGUCUAAAUCGGGCUCCAAUUUGAAUGUUGAGCUGAAACCCGGUGUGGGUUCUGAAGGCAACUCUGUCCAAACUGGUAAAUCGGGUGUAUUGAGUUUCGAUGGCGCUGACGAGCAGAGGAAAAUGCAGGGUGGGGUUAGAGUUGCGGUAGAGAGUGCUAAUGAAGUGAAGGGGGAGGCGAAGGUUGUAACUGAUGGCACGAAGGGUGGGGUAAUCAACACCAAUGAAGGAUUGAACGACAGAGAUGGGGGAAAUUUGGGAAAUAAACAAAAGGGUGAUAAAAAGGGAGAGCUUUCUAUCUCAAGCAUUGAUUUUAUUGGGCUUGGCUUUGCGGAUAAGAAAAAGAGCAGGGGAUUACCAGCUGGAUUGGUUCCAAUUUCAGACCCCUUUUCUGUAGAAGACUUGCCUGAAGUGGAAAUAAUUGUAGGUGAUUCAAGCAAGUUUGACGAUGCAACAGUAUCCGAAAUUAAACCAACUCAGGAGGAUGAUUCUGAUUUUUACAAGCCCAAGGUUUCUACAUGGGGUGUCUUUCCUAGACCUGGCAACAUUUCAAAGACGUUUGGAGGUGGAAGAACUAUACGCCCUGGAGAUGUGCUUGAAACAGAUGAAGAAAAAGCUGUGAAGGAAGCACGCACAAAAGAACUGAUUGCUGCAUAUAAGAAAAAAUUUGGCUUGACCAUAGAUGCGAAACUGAAGUCCGAAUGUGAAAUGGCACUAGAGGAAGGCGAUUCAUUGAUGAAUGAUGGAAAACUUAAGGAAGCCUUACCAUAUUACGAGACAAUUAUGGAAAAAGUAAAUUUCCAGAGUGAGCUUCAUGGACUUGCUGCUUUGCAGUGGUCUAUCUGUCAAGAUUCCCUUAGUAGGCCAGAUGUGGCUCGAGAAAUGUAUGAGAAGCUUAAGUCUCAUCCAAAUCCUCGAGUAAGCAAGAAAGCAAGGCAGUUCAUGUUUAGUUUCCAGGCAAUGGAAAUGAUGAAGGUAACGACAAGCUCAUCCUUUCUUUCAAAUGACAGCAGCUACCGGAACUAUUUUGAAGCUUUUCUUGAUAACAAGCUUAACUACUCUGCUGACGAGUCCGGGAUUGGGGAAGGUGUACUUAAUCAAUCUCUUCCCUAUGUCAUUUUUCUUCUUUCUCCGAUUCUUCUGGUGCUAUUUGCUGCUGUACAAAAGAGAAUAUAAAAUCACCCAGUACAAUAGAGGAUUCAUAACAAAAUAUAUGGGGAUCAAUCCCAUUUGUAUAUAGAGGCAUUCUUUUAUGUUGUACAGCAGAAAAUAAAAUCAUCAUACAUUAACACACAUAACAUAAUACAAUGGGAUUGGUAUCCUUCAAUUGUAAUGUCAGAGUAUUUGUUAUUUUUGAAGUUCAAA